CAAACGCACAGAGCAUGCAAUGUGCAACCAGCCACACGGAGACUUCCCGAUUUAGAAGUCAAGUGCUUUGAUGCUGCCGAGAGGCAGGGUCGUGUUCUCGUUUUUCAACCACUUGAAGAAUUUUGCAGCGACAUGGUCCAGUGGAGAGCGGGGACUCAGCGCGAAGUCGGGACGGCAGUUACAGCGCCUCUACAGCACCGUCACGAGUGAACCUGCCGCGCUCCGUUUCAUGUCGGAGAGGUGUCCUUGUGCGAAUCCAAAGGGUCAGGAGGCCACGACCUCGCAAGGUCCAGACAGUAGCAAAGACGCGAUGGGGAGCUCCGCCACACGCAGUCUCCCCAGUGCAAAGGCAGCGCAGUUGACUGUUACCGUAGCGCAAACUUGCGAGGACAUUCCGGCAGAGUUGGCAAUGGAAUUGGGCUCACAUGAUCUGCUCACGGCGGCUGUUCGCACACGAGAGAAUGAAAAAUUGACAAAAAAGAACAAGAAGAAAAAGAUGUUGAAAAAUCAAAUGAGAGAAGAUGCAGCACAAACAGAAGAGCACUCCAGUAACUACUUGGCAGAGUUACCAUUUGCAAACAUUGAAAUAAUGAAGGAAUUUGACAUUAAAAUCUCUGAAAGGAGACAGAAGAAGAAACGUAAGCGUACACUUGGAGAUGAGACUGAAGAUGAUUCAGACAAGAAAAAGAAAAAGAAACAUCUACGUCCAAAUUACUUUAUUUCUGUUCCUAUCACUAAUCCAAAGAUACAUGCUUCUAUUAAAGCCAUUCAGACACUUAUCAUUGAAGAGGAUGACAGAUAUACUAAGGCAAUGAUCCCACUUAGCACAUUACAUAUGACAUUACUAGUGACCUACUUGAGCAGUGAAGAGGAAGUCAACAUAGCAAUUUCAGUAAUCAAGGAGGUGAAGGAAAGUAUUCAGAGGAUACUACAAGGAGAACCAUUGCUUUUACCUUUCCACGGAAUUGGCCAUUUCCGAAAUGAAGUUGUUUUUGUAAAGAUGGUAGAGGCAGAAGAUUUUUUAAAGCUAAAGAAAAUUACAGAGGUUCUGAGAAGAGCAUUUGAGGAAAAGGGCAUCUUAGCUGGGGAUAGCAAAGAUUUCAAGCCCCACCUGACCUUCAUGAAGCUCUCAAGGGCACCCAAGCUGCGCAGUCAGGGCAUAAAGAAGCUUGACCCAAAGCUAUAUAAGAAUUUUGAAAAUCAAAACUUUGGUAACGAGAAGCUGGUUAAUUUGGACCUUUGCUCCAUGUUGAAGAAAAAACAACCAAAUGGCUACUAUCACUGCGAGGCAUCCAUUACUGUUGGUGAAAACAAUGUGGUGGAGCCAGACGAUGCGGAACUAGUGAGCCUGAGCAAGAGGCUGGUGGAGAAUGCGGUCCUUAAGGCUGUGCAGCAGUACCUGGAAGAAACUCAGCAGAGUAAAAGCCGGCAAAGCGACAGCGGCCCAGCUAAGACUGAAGAAAGCCUUAAUGGCAGUGAAAACAGAAAAUGAGCUCGGAGGGUCUCUCUUAGCCGUCCACUAAAAGAAAAACAAAAUGACAAGAAGCAAAUGCUGAGCUUCACUUUGACAGCGGCACACUGACGUCCAAGGCAAGUACGGACGCUUUUGGGACGGACCUGCCAGAGGGAAUGUAAAGCACAUCAUCAUGCACAGAAUCGACACGUCGUCAUGUGUGACGGGAAUUCUUGGAAUCGACUGCCAAGCAAUUUUCAGAUCUCUGUGCGCCUGAUUCUCGCCGCUGUUUUCACCAGCACAUGAGAGGCACAAAACUCGGAGCCGCUUGUACUUACCUGAUAAACACAAGGAAUAAUAAAAGGGAAACUUUUUCAAGUUCUUCAUACAAAAAUGAGAAACGAGCAUGGCUCCGACUGGCCUGUUCAGAGAGAACUUAUUGGAAUGCACUUAAGACGGACCAGAAAACCCACCGCUGCUUGAGCAUCUAAGAUGACCUGGACUACUUGUGACAUUCAGUGCAAAGACAAUCACCCAUUUUACCAAGCAAAUGUAUCACUACAAUGUCGUAGAUCAAAGUGGAUCUAAAACCUCGGAGCCCUUGAGCGUUUGUGUACAGCGGGUAUUUGAAUGGCAGUUUACUUGUGAGGGCUAUCCUACUGUUUAAAUAACAAUACUCGAGCAACACAAGGCAACUGCUGAUAUUCAGGUUUUGAGAUAUCCCAGGCAGUCCAGUGACAUUUUCUGGCUGUGUCAUUAACGUCCGCACAUAUUCUGUGUCUUUUCUUUUCUUUUUCUCCUUCAGGUGAUCAACAUGAUGUGUGCCUCAUUAGAAAGGCAUUACAUCGAGAAACUGCGGCCCUGUUAAAGAAGCUGUCCGAGAUAAAAGAGCGACUGCGGCAGCCAACCGUUCAGGCGUUAAUGCGCAGGGAGAUGGCAGCUAAUG
Molecule: messenger RNA, 2399 nt
Organism: Erpetoichthys calabaricus (reedfish)
Lineage: Eukaryota; Metazoa; Chordata; Cladistia; Polypteriformes; Polypteridae
Product: A-kinase anchor protein 7
Exons: 8
Coding region: 71-1492 (473 amino acids)
Cellular component (GO): cytosol
Molecular function (GO): protein kinase A regulatory subunit binding
Source: RefSeq, a predicted model, not a curated record